UAAGGAUCAUGUCUGCGAGUCAGGAUUCCCGAUCCAGAGACAAUGGCCCCGAUGGGAUGGAGCCCGAAGGCGUCAUCGAGAGUAACUGGAAUGAGAUUGUUGACAGCUUUGAUGACAUGAACCUUUCUGAAUCACUCCUCCAUGGCAUCUAUGCCUAUGGUUUUGAGAAGCCCUCUGCCAUCCAGCAGCGAGCCAUUCUUCCUUGUAUCAAGGGUUAUGAUGUGAUCGCUCAAGCCCAAUCUGGGACUGGGAAAAUGGCCACUUUUGCCAUAUCAAUUCUGCAACAGAUUGAAUUGGAUCUAAAGGCCACCCAGGCCUUGGUCCUGGCACUCACUAGAGAGUUGGCUCAGCAGAUAUAGAAGGUAGUUAUGGCCUUAGGAGCUCCCCAUAUCAUCGUGGGUACCCCAGGCCAUGUGUUUGACAUGCUUAACCGGAGAUAUCUGUCUCCCAAGUACAUCAAGAUGUUUGUACUAGAUGAAGCUGAUGAAAUGUUAAGCCGUGGGUUCAAGGACCAGAUCUAUGACAUAUUCCAAAAGCUCAAUAGCAACACCCAGGUGGUUUUGCUGUCAGCUACAAUGUCUUCUGAUGUGCUUGAGGUGACCAAGAAGUUCAUGAGGGACCCAAUUAGAAUUCUUGUCAAAAAGGAAGAGUUGACGCUGGAGAGUAUCCGCCAAUUCUACAUCAAUGUGGAAUGAGAGGAGUGGAAGCUGGACACACUGUGCGACUUGUAUGAAAUCCUGACCGUCACAAAGGCAGUCAUCUUCAUCAACACCUGAAGGAAGGUGGAUUGGCUCACUGAGAUGAUGCAUGCCCGAGACUUCACUGUCUCUGCCAUGCAUGGAGAUAUGGACCAAAAAGAACGAGAUGUUAUCAUGAGGGAGUUCCACGCUGGCUCUAGCAGAGUAUUGAUUACCACUGACCUACUGGCCAGAGACAUUGAUGUGCAGCAGGUUUCCU
Hippopotamus amphibius kiboko is the source of this 957-nucleotide messenger RNA. RefSeq names its product eukaryotic initiation factor 4A-I-like. NCBI's taxonomy places the organism in Eukaryota, Metazoa, Chordata, Mammalia, Artiodactyla, Hippopotamidae. Gene Ontology annotation, cellular component: cytoplasmic stress granule. Gene Ontology annotation, biological process: cytoplasmic translational initiation. Gene Ontology annotation, molecular function: ATP binding; RNA helicase activity; translation initiation factor activity. The record is from RefSeq and is a predicted model, not a curated record.